Papilio polytes (common Mormon) is the source of this 815-nucleotide messenger RNA. Its product is annotated as dynein light chain 1, axonemal-like. Bases 77 to 730 code for a protein of 217 amino acids. The record is from RefSeq and is a predicted model, not a curated record. Gene Ontology annotation, molecular function: protein kinase binding. NCBI's taxonomy places the organism in Eukaryota, Metazoa, Arthropoda, Insecta, Lepidoptera, Papilionidae. Gene Ontology annotation, cellular component: cytoplasm. The transcript has 6 exons.
AUGUAAAGCAGUGCAAAGCCGCCAUUUCGUAUUUCUAGUUGCGUACACAAGUAGAUUAUAAAUCAAAACAUUGUCUAUGGCAGCUCCAAAAAUGGCCACAAAAGCAACCACAAUAAAAGACGCUAUUAAGCGAUGGGAAGAAAAAACUGGCCAACAUGCUGCAACAGCCACAGAAGUGAGUUUCAUUUUUCAAUGGCCACCUAUAGAAAAAAUGGAUAACUCUUUAUCCUGUCUUGCAAAUUGCGAGAAAUUGAGUUUAUCAACAAACAUGAUUGAAAAAGUAACUGGCUUGAACAGUUUGAAGAAGCUUCGUAUUUUAUCUUUAGGAAGAAAUUACAUUAAAUCUUUUGCUGGCAUGGAACCCUUAGGCGACACGCUAGAAGAAUUAUGGAUAUCAUAUAAUUUGAUUGAAAAAUUGAAAGGUAUCAACGUUUUAAGGAAUUUAAAAGUAUUGUAUAUGAGCAAUAAUUUAGUUAAAGAAUGGAGCGAAUUUAAUAAACUGCAGGAGUUACCGAAUUUAGAAGAUUUAUUAUUUGUUGGCAACCCUCUGUACGACGCUUGUGAACUUGAAGCAUGGCGCGCGGAGGCGGCGCGAAGAUUACCACAGCUUAAAAAACUCGACGGUGAAACUGUACUGAGAGAUGACGGACCUCCUUUAACUGUAGCCGACAUGCAGCCUGAUGGUGGCGAUGCUGUAGAAACAUUGGUGAGCGCCGAGAAGAAUGACUAAAACGAGAAAAUCUACGAAUAAACAUACAAAAAUGACACCUGUUUUUCCAAGCUAUAUAAAAAAUAAGAAUGUUUUUGAUGUUUUC